Populus euphratica (Euphrates poplar) is the source of this 2871-nucleotide messenger RNA. RefSeq names its product trichome birefringence-like protein (DUF828) (gene YLS7). Gene Ontology annotation, cellular component: Golgi apparatus. Gene Ontology annotation, molecular function: O-acetyltransferase activity. Bases 546 to 2213 code for a protein of 555 amino acids. The record is from RefSeq and is a predicted model, not a curated record. The transcript is spliced from 5 exons. NCBI's taxonomy places the organism in Eukaryota, Viridiplantae, Streptophyta, Magnoliopsida, Malpighiales, Salicaceae.
ACACAAGUUAUAUAAAUUAAAGACAACAAGGUUGUCAAACAAGAUGGCUUUGUUUUUCCGGAUUCGCCGCAAAUUCCUUCCUUCCUUCUUUCCUUCUUAAAAUCAGAGUCCUUCAAUAAUUAGAACUGCAUUUCUCUCCUGAUCCAAUAACUAUUCAAUUUCUCUUUAUAAUAAUAAACAGACACAGAGAUACAGAGUAAAAGUCUAUCCAUUUGGCAAGAAAAUCUGAGAGUUCUUGAAUUCCAGUUUGCUGAAUUGUUGAAGGUUGAAGCAGAGAGCAGUUUUUUUGUCUAAAUUUGGAAUCAAGAUUCAAUUUUUGGAAGGUUUUGGUUUGUGGGUCAUUUUUAUAGAGUAAAUUUCAUCUUUAGAAGUCCAAAUUUUAGGUAGUUUUAGUUGCUUUAGAUUAAGAUUUCACAUGCUAAAUUGUUUCCAUUUUACAGUUCAAUUUUUAUGAGUGGAUUUCAGUUACGGAAAUCGGUUUUUAGUUAGUUCCUCUGGAUUUUGAUGACCUACAUGAUUCAUAUUUGCUGAAAAGAGGUAGAUUCAUGUGGAAAGCCAUGAACUUGGCUUCUUCACCAAAAGGGACUAAUCCUGCUAUGGCUGCGUUUCCACGGUCACUUUCUUCAAUGGCAGCCUCAGUGGGAGGCCUUGCAUUAUUCUUGGUGAUUGCUUCUUUGCUUUUGGUUUCAUACCCUAUUGGUUCUACUGUUCGUGGAUACUUUUAUGGGAUAGAUAGCUCCAGACAAGUGGAUUUACUCCUUUUAGAAGGCAAUCAGAGCUCAAUUGAUCUGCACCAUGAUAGUAAUUUAGAUGUGGUUGAUGAGGAUUCUUCACUCGUGUUAGAUUUCAAAGGGCCCAUUAGUUUAGGUGGCGUUAAUAAUAACAGUGUAAAUGUCAUUGAUAGUCAAUCUGAGUUUAAUUUACAAGAAUCCACUACUGGUACAAGAAAAGAAGGGCAGAUCAACCCUAAGGGUGGUUCAGUUACUUUAAGUGUCAAAGAAAUUGAUGCAGAUAAAGGAUCAGAAGAGAAUAGCUCAGAUGCUGCAUCUGCAGAUUCUAAAUCAGGGGCCAAGUCAGAUAAAUCUGCUGUGCCCAGUAAUGCAUCCAAAACUGGUUCAGAUGAUUCAGGUUGUGAUUUGUACCAAGGAAGUUGGUUAUACGAUUCAUUGGGACCAUUAUACACAAACAACACAUGCCCUGUCCUGACACAGAUGCAGAAUUGCCAGGGAAAUGGAAGGCCUGACAAGGAAUAUGAGAAUUGGAGGUGGAAACCUUCUCAGUGUGACCUCCCACGAUUCGAUGCCAAGAAGUUUCUGGAAUUGAUGAGAGGGAAAACAAUAGCUUUCAUUGGUGACUCUGUUGCUCGAAACCAGAUGGAAUCGAUGUUGUGCCUUCUUUGGCAGGUAGAAGCUCCUAAAAACCGAGGGAACAAAAAAAUGCAACGAUAUUUCUUUAGGUCAACGUCUACCAUGGUUGUCCGAAUAUGGUCCUCUUGGCUUGUUCACCAAACAUCAGAAUCUAUUGACUUCGCUCCAAAGGGUGUUGUCAAACUCCACCUUGAUGCCCCGGAUGAGCAUUUCAUGGAAUUCAUCCCAAAUUUUGAUGUGAUUGUUCUCUCUUCUGGGCACUGGUUUGCCAAGCAGUCAGUCUAUGUCCUCAAUAAUGAAAUUGUAGGGGGACAGUUGUGGUGGCCAGACAGAUCUCGUCCAAUGAAGAUUAACAAUGUUGAAGCAUUUGGGAUAUCUGUUGAGACAAUUCUCACAUCUAUUGCCACACAUCCAAAUUUUACAGGGCUAACUAUUCUCCGCACAUAUUCACCUGACCAUUAUGAGGGCGGGGCAUGGAAUACUGGUGGAUCAUGCACUGGGAAGGAAAAGCCUCUUUCACCAGGUGAAUUAGUGGAAAAUGGCUUUACUGAAAUAAUGCAUAAGAAACAGAUAACAGGUUUUGAUCGAGCAAUUAAUAAGGCGACCAAUAAAUCAAAGUUGAAGCUGAUGGAUAUCACUGAAUCCUUUGGCUAUCGCCAUGAUGGACAUCCAGGUCCAUACCGAAGCCCUGACCCUAAUAAACUCACAAAACGCCGUCCAGAUGGAAAGCCACCUCCGCAGGAUUGCUUGCACUGGUGCAUGCCUGGCCCAGUUGAUACCUGGAAUGAACUUGUGCUUGAAAUCAUUAGAAGAGAUUUUGAAGCCAACCAAGACCCUUCAAUAUGAGGUUGUUAUGUUUACAUUUCCAAGCAGCCUACAGACAUGCACCUAGUGUAAUGGUCGUAGAGAAGCCUACACGCCUAUAUUUAUUAAUUGGAAAGGCAGUUUUCUCUUGAGUAUUAAAAGCAGAAGCAAUGCAUUUUGAACUGAAUCCAGCCCCCCUUCUGCGGAUGAUAAACAUUAGUCAGCCUUCCAUAUCAUUGUAUAGAGAGCAGAUGCAGUGCAGGCGAAAGCCAAACGAGCACUGAGCCCGAGGAGUUUUAUAAUCCCAAAUCGGAGAAAGAAGACCAAGCAGGGGGGUUUCUCCACCUCCGACUUCCACCCCGUUGGUGACAGUCAUUCCGAAAACGAGAAAAAAGAGAGUUUUACCUUUCUUUCAGAACUCAGGCGACACGAGCGGGCGAAAAGUCUCUUUCGAGUUUUCAACGAAAGCAUUUGGAUUGGACAAAAGUAGAUCCAAAUGCCAAGUUUAUAAGUUAGCCCCGGUGGCAUGAAUCACGAAUCACGAAUCACGAAAGAGGAGUUAAAUAGCAGGUUUCUUCAUUGUUUCAUUUUUCAAGGAUUUUGCCCGUUUAUAGGAUUUUGAGUAAAUAAUAAUUUAGUACUUAUGUUUUUAAUAAUGUCAUAACUCGGUGCUCUGAUUAAAGAAAUCACAACUUAAUCU